AAAACUCUUGUGAAUCAAACUUUUGACAUUAUUUUACUUUUUCGACGUAGAUAUGAGUGACUUUCAAAACUCAUUUAUAAUUCAAUCUAAUUAUUAUCUAAGUGUGUGUUUAAGAUAAUGCGAUGCAAUAAUAAUGAUAAUCAACAAGAGACCAGUCAUACAACCCAUCGAUGCUUAAGAAGUUCGUGUUCAGCAAACGGUUGUAAAGCUGGUCCGGGUUUACAGUUUGGUCGACUCAUACCGACGCCAACCAAAAGAAAGAAACAAAAAGUGAAUAAAUUAUUGAAAGACAAGAAUUUGUUUGAAAACAACAACAAUAGAGAUAUUUUUUAUACGGACGACGAAUCUCAAGAUUUAUUGAUUCAUAAGUGCUCUUCACUUAACUUUGAAUCGGUUGACAAACACUCAAAAGCCGUCACAUUUGUGGCCAAAGAAUUCAACGAUAGUGUUGACACUGAUUCAGAAAAGUGGUAUUCAAAGAAAGUGAAUGAUUUAUUGGAUUUGUGGUCACAUAAAGCCAAACAUAUAAUUAAUUCUUCAGCAAUUCACGAAUUAUAUAUUCAAUAUCUAAAUCAAAGUCAAUUACAAAAAGAUUUAACAAAAACAGAUUAUACUUACGCUAAGAGUAUCAGUUAUAAUAAGAAUAUUUCAAAUACUAGUAAUCUAUUUGAUUGGUUGGUACCAAAUAUGUCCCGCAAAAGUAUUUCGUCUUCAGUUAAGACUUCCACCCAAUUGUCUCGUACUUUGAGUACACACACGAAAACAGAAAUAAUUAAUAAUUCAAUUAAUAGUUCAAACUUAAUGCUCUCUAAUACUGAAAGAGAGUCAUCCGUGUCUCCCGACAAACGAUCUCCAAAUGAUCAGAUGUUUACUCGAAGUCAUUGUUUGGGUGGAAAUCAAUGCGAGGCCGGUUGUGAAGUGCAUAAGAAAGCCAGACGAAGAUACAACAAAUCGGGAGAAAUACUAAUUCCUAAUUCAGGACAGGGUUUGGAACCAAUGGAACCAGAAAUUGAAUUUAGUGACGACGAUGACUAUGCAAUGAAUAACAGACGGAAUCAACAACUACUCAAUAAUUAUCGACAAAAUGGUCACACAAUUAAUGAAAGAUAUAAUUAUUAUGAAGAUGAGGAUGAAGAAGAUGAAGAAGAAGAAUUGACAAUAGUUAAGAGAGUGACCAAUAUUUUUAAGACAACUAUAAACAAUACCUCUCGAAUAAUUGAUUCUGUGACACCAAAUGCCGUCAAACGGGCCACCAAUAAGUGUCCUUUAAUUUUCCGAUUUGUGGUCUUAUUAUUGUUUUUAACUCCUUGUAUAUAUUUAUUGAGUCAUUACAUAUCUAGUCCACUGCCUUACAGUUCAUUUGAUGGACUGGUCAGUGAUUAUGCGGCCAAAGAUGCAAUCAAUGCUUUGAUUAAGGAAAUGAAGACAAUGCGUAAUGAUUUGAAUCAAUUGAGACAAACAAACAGUGAUAUGAAUUCAAAGAUGAAAAACAAUGAAUUUAAUGAAAAUGAAAAGUUUACGCAUUUGAGUGAAAAAAUGGAUAAAAUUGAAGAAUAUUUGAAUAAUUCUUUAAAGAAUUGCUGUCGAGAAUAAU
Molecule: messenger RNA, 1594 nt
Organism: Oppia nitens
Lineage: Eukaryota; Metazoa; Arthropoda; Arachnida; Sarcoptiformes; Oppiidae
Exons: 4
Coding region: 118-1593 (491 amino acids)
Source: RefSeq, a predicted model, not a curated record